AUAUUGUUUGGGAUCCUACUACUUGAGAAGCUGCCCAUUUCUUAUCCACAAGUAAGAGCCACCCACUCACUGACUGGUCACGUGACUCGCCUCCUCUCAUCUCUCCCCCUCCCUCUGUCUCCUCCACCACUAUGCACCGUCGUCAUGUCCUCCCCCACCACCCUCCCCCCCUCCCCCCUCCUCCCCCACCACCCGUACCCUAACCUCCACUUCACCCGCCGCUCCCUCCUCUUCCUCUCCACCCCCGUCGUCCUCUCUCUCUCCUCCUCCUCCUCCUCCUCCGCCGCCGCCACCACCACCCCACCACCACCACCCGACACCACCAUCACCGACCGCGUCUUCAUGGACUUCGGCAUCUGCCCGAGCUACUUCCAAAACCGUAACCUCGGCGACCAGCUCUCCCUCUGCGCCGACUCCGAGCCCCUCGGCCGACUCGUUCUCGGCCUCUACGGAAACCUAGUCCCCCUCACCGUCUCCAAUUUCAAGUCCAUGUGCACUGGCCCCACCAACUUCUCCUACAAGGGCACUUUGGUCCAGAAAAUAUUCCCCGGCCAAUUCUUCGUCGCCGGCCGCCAAGGCCGCCGCGACAAGGGGGAGGUAAAGCCCUCCGUGGAUUUGGUUCGGAAUACGGAGGCGGUUGAGUCCAGGGCCUUUUUGCUCGAGCAUUCAAGGCCGGGGGUUGUUUCGCUGUGUUUGUCGGAGAAUGAUGAUGAUGAUGAGGUUAAGUUGGAUCCGAAUUACCGGAAUGUUGAGUUCUUGAUCACUACCGGGCCUGGUCCGUGCCCGCAGCUUGAUAGCAGGAAUAUUGUUUUUGGAACAGUGCUGGAAGGUAUGGAUGUCGUGACAGCAAUAGCUUCCAUCCCGACUUACAGACCCGCUGAAAGAAUCCGCCAAUAUAACGAUUUUGCUCAGUUUAUUGGAGACGAUCGAGCCAAAACUGCUCGGGCAAUCUGGAACAAGCCCCUUAAGACUGUUUAUAUCAGUGACUGUGGAGAGCUCAAAGUGACAAAACCUGCCCUUUCUCCUAGUCUACCUUAACCGUGGUAUUCUGUAUGUAAACAAAACUCACAUGUCAGUAUUUUUUUCAUCAGAAGCAAAAGUCUUGCCGUAAGUUACACAUCGGAAAGAAAGAGAGGGCUCGUAGCCCAUACGAAUUCAUAUACUCCAGCUGAGAAGUAAAAAAUAUUAAUGUUAUACUCCUA
Rhododendron vialii is the source of this 1202-nucleotide messenger RNA. RefSeq names its product peptidyl-prolyl cis-trans isomerase CYP28, chloroplastic. Gene Ontology annotation, biological process: protein peptidyl-prolyl isomerization. Gene Ontology annotation, cellular component: chloroplast. Gene Ontology annotation, molecular function: peptidyl-prolyl cis-trans isomerase activity. NCBI's taxonomy places the organism in Eukaryota, Viridiplantae, Streptophyta, Magnoliopsida, Ericales, Ericaceae. The record is from RefSeq and is a predicted model, not a curated record. The transcript is spliced from 2 exons. The coding region runs from base 145 to 1038 and encodes 297 amino acids.